Messenger RNA from Malania oleifera, 1758 nucleotides. RefSeq names its product rhomboid-like protein 15. Bases 61 to 1299 code for a protein of 412 amino acids. The transcript has 13 exons. Gene Ontology annotation, cellular component: Hrd1p ubiquitin ligase ERAD-L complex; endoplasmic reticulum membrane. Gene Ontology annotation, molecular function: serine-type endopeptidase activity; misfolded protein binding; ubiquitin-specific protease binding. Gene Ontology annotation, biological process: endoplasmic reticulum unfolded protein response. Lineage: Eukaryota; Viridiplantae; Streptophyta; Magnoliopsida; Santalales; Ximeniaceae. The record is from RefSeq and is a predicted model, not a curated record.
GUAUAUAAUGGUUGGUAAUCUGAAAAUAUUUCUCAGAACACAUCGCAGAGAACUCAGAAAAUGAGACCCAACAUUAUUUCCGAGGCAGGAUUGCCCACUAGGUUGGGGCAAUAUUGGGAAGGCAUUCCGUUCCUUACAUCUGCAGUAGUGAUUGUUUGUGGGGCCAUUUAUUUGGUAUGUCUACUGGUUGGAUAUGAUUCCUUUUCCGACAUAUGCUUCUUGCCUUCUGCAGUUGUAGCACAGUUCCAAGUUUACCGGAUUUAUACCUCCAUUCUUUUCCAUGGUUCCCUGCUACAUGUCUUGUUCAAUAUGCUGGCUUUAAUUCCUUUGGGUUCUGAACUGGAAAGAAUUAUGGGAUCCGUUCGCUUGUUGCAUAUGAUAAUUUUGUUGGCUACAAGCAAUGCUGUUUUCCAUCUUAUUAUUGCGUUAUUGGUGUCCCACAAUCCAUUUCACCCUGUUGAGUAUCUCAUGAAUGAGUGUGCUAUUGGUUUCUCGGGAAUUUUAUUUUCUAUGAUUGUUAUAGAGACGACUUUGAGUGGGGUUCAGUCUAGGAGUGUGUUUGGGCUCUUUCAUGUGCCUGCAAAAUGGUAUGCAUGGAUCUUACUGGUAGUGUUCCAGCUCCUCAUGACAAAUGUCUCACUACUUGGACACCUAUGUGGCAUUUUGUCUGGAUUUGCAUAUAUCUAUGGUUUAUUUAACUUUCUACUACCUGGAGUAUCCUUCUAUUCUGCAAUUGAGACCUCUUCUUGGCUUUCAUCUUGUGUAAGGCGGCCUAAAUUUAUUUUGUGCACUGGUGGGAACCCUUCUGGAUACAUCCCUACACACUCAAGUCAAAAUACAGCAUCAAGUGGUUUAGCAUCUGGAAACACAUGGAGGAACAUUCUUUCAUGGAUGCCACAAAUGCAGAGGGAAACAACUGUACAGCCAGCUCAAGACAGUCAAAGGUUUCCUGGUAGAGGAAGGGCACUUGGUUCUGGCCGAAGUCAAACAGUUCCUGCUGUAAAUUCUGAUUCAGGCCUACAGGCCAGACUAUUGGACGACAGCAGCCCGGACCAUCCAUCAGAUUUGGCAGCAGCUGCAACAGCCCAACAUAUUUCAGAUGGAAGGCAACCAUCAGUUGAUGGUACAGCUGCUGUUGCAGGGGGCACUGCACAUCAUCAGGGGUUAGCUGCUUUGAAUGAAAAGAUCCAAAAGCUUGUAUCAAUGGGUUUUGAAAGGACGCAGGUAGAUGUUGCCCUAGAGGCAGCUGAUGGGGAUCUAAAUAUAGCAGUGGAAAUUCUUAUGAGCCAACAGGGGUAGAUUGCAAAGCAACCUGGUCCUUAGAUUUUCCAUAGGUAUGGCAGUCACAGGCAGAGCUUUGAUGACCUGGUUUCUUCAUCAUGCACAUGGAGAUAGCAUAUUUUCUUAUUACUCAUCAUUGUGCUGAUUAAGCAAGGAAAGAAGAUGGGGAAUGUUGGAUGGAUGGAAAGAUCUUACUUAUUUUCAUUGUGUGGACGCAGACUUGUUAAAAAUGUGAUGAGCGGAAAAUAUAUUCUACAUUUUGAUGCCAAGGGUGUGGUUUGUGUAGGAUCAGUAGCAAAAAUAGUGUUAUAUAUAGCAGAAAGGAUUGAAACGUGGUCAGUUAACUUUGGAGUUGACACUUGCUGAAAUGGGACUGCAAAAGUGGCUCCACACCAUUCCUGUAACUUUUAUGAAAAAGUGCAUAAACUUGAUUCCACUUAAAAAAGAACAGAGAAAAUAAACAAUGCCUUUCUAGCU